AUGGGGUUGAAUUUAGUUCCCUGUGGCAGUUUGGGAUUGAGCAAGCUGUAUCCGCCCCACUGUGGGGACUCUCCGCAUACACCGAGUGUCGACCAGGCGCCAAUGUCUGUUUACAACGCGCCAGCACUUGUGGUCAAUGAGAUACUGGAGUGCGGCUGGGAUAAUUUGGUUGUCGUCACUGGUUCCGGAGAGGAGGACCAGGAGCUUGCUUCUGUCUACACAAGAAUUCUGACCCUGCUCCAGGAGCAGUGGAUCUUCGUUCUCCAUUUUACCAUCGUUCAUGAAGCCACAGUGAAAGACAUGCUGACAUUGCUGCGUGAAGUAACCGCACACACGGCUGACGUUAAGAAUAUUCUUCUCUUGACGGAAUCUGCCCCAAGGCUUUUAAAAGUUGCGCAGAACUAUUACUGCAGUGGACAUACCAUUUCACUGAACGUCUGUCGGGCCAGGGUAGCCAUUGUCAGCAAGCUCGAGAGAGUUAGUGAGCUUGAAUUACAGCUCCAAAAUUCUGAAUUCGAUAACAUUGUUAUAUUCGCAGCCGGACAUCCACAGGCGUACACUUUGAUGUGGCGAGAGAACAGAACCCGGCAGCUGGACACAGUGGAUACAAUGACGUCACGGUCAACAGACUGGGACUGCGCCAUCCUGCCCAAUUUGAAAUUCGGCCUGAACCAGAGGAGGCUCAGAUCCCUUACCAAAGAGUGGGCGUCUGAACUAUACAAGGUGCGUGACCCCAAAACUGGCAACAUCUACUACGACGGUUUCCUCAUUGACGUUCUAAACACCCUGUCUGAAGUGCUCAACUUUUCUUACGUUCACGUGCCUGGACCAGCGCUUGACGACUCGCUGACCUGGGAGGAGUACCCAAAGGUGAUCGCCCGCGGGGAGGUGGAUUUUGGCGCCACUCUCUGGCCGGCGAGCACCGUGUUCUACUUCAACCACUCCAUCACGUACAACGUCAUUUUUGCCGCUUUUACCGGCGCCUACAUCUACGAAGACAGUGCGUCAAACCAGACGCUCGGCUCCCCGUUCAUGUUUAUUAUAUUCUCGCCCGCUGUGUACCUCCUUAUUGUCGCCAGCUUUCUGUGGUGUGUGUUCCAGUAUAUUGUCGUGACGCUCUGCGAGUCUCAGCUAGAGUACACUGAUGGAGUCACCAGCAAGGACCAUACCUGCUCGCAUGGUCAACACGGAAUAGACACCUCGGUCUCGCCUCAAAUCGCUGGGAACGGUAACGAAACCGAUGUCGAAUUUCAACGAAAAAUUUCCAUCGAUGGCGACUGUGGGGAAUCACCAUGUUCUAAAAAAACAGUUGACAUUCUGAUAUCUGAAAAGUCCAGGCCUUUGUCAAGAGCUGUCUGCGUAGGUAAAAAAUAUUCCUUCAUGGUUACAGUUGCAUUUGGGUUUUGGGGUGCGAUAUGCAACCAAGCUAGUCUACGCUUGCAUAGAGGGUUGAGUGCAAGAAUUAUAUUCGCCACUUGGUGUAUCGCGAUUGGUGUUCUUUCUGCGCACUACAACGGCUCACUGACGGCUAACCUCAUAGAGAAAUCAAAACCUCUCCCUUUUUCAACUUUCCAAGAAAUGCUGGACCGUGGUGACGUAAAAUGGGGAAUUCCCUAUGACGUAUCCCUUAUACGAGUGUUGAGGGCGUCACCGCACACUUCCAUCUUGAGACGGGUUUACGAGGGCGCUGAGUUUUUCACAGAAGAUAAUUCCACGGCGUCCGAAAGCAAAGACGCCCUAUUGUUCAAGCUGCAAUCGGAACGAUAUUUCGUCGUCAUUACACUCCGCUACAUCCUAGAAAGAAUGAAGAGAAAGAAAAAUCCUAACAUCCUGUUGCUAAAAGACGACCUCAUGCGCAAUGACCUGGGGUUCAUCAUGCCACGCGACUCCGAGUUGCUAGACAUUUUUAACCAAGAGCUCUCCAAGAUGACUCUAUCAGGAGUUAUGGAUUACCUCAGACGGAAAUGGAAGGUUCGCACUUCCGGUGGAGUACAAUCCAAGUGCACAAGUAACUGCCUCACUGAAGGGGGCACUUUGAAAUUCGAAGACCUUAAAGGAUUUUUCUUCUUUAGCGCUCUAGCUAUUAUUGUGUCUGUUGUUGUUCUAAUUGUUGAAAAUAUGUAUGUAAAAUGUAAGUCAUGGAGAGACAAAUCCUCGAAACAGGCUUAAAGUGGGGAAAGCUGUGCAAAACAUGGGUCGGAGAAAGGUAUAUUCUACUUAAUCUGAGCAAUA
Messenger RNA from Aplysia californica (California sea hare), 2232 nucleotides. RefSeq lists its product as uncharacterized. Gene Ontology annotation, cellular component: membrane. NCBI's taxonomy places the organism in Eukaryota, Metazoa, Mollusca, Gastropoda, Aplysiida, Aplysiidae. The coding region runs from base 1 to 2169 and encodes 722 amino acids. Gene Ontology annotation, molecular function: ligand-gated monoatomic ion channel activity. The transcript has a single exon. The record is from RefSeq and is a predicted model, not a curated record.